GAUGGACUGUUGUACGUCUGGAUCGACACAUGCUGUAUUGAUAAAUGGAAUCUGCGUGAGCGCUUCAAGGCCGUCAAUUCGAUAUUCCAGAGGUACAAGAAUUUAACGCGAGGCUACGUCUUUCUAUCAGACGUAUCGACAUGUACUGCGACAGGGGUGCCCCGGCGCACUGACUGA
This is a messenger RNA of Exserohilum turcica Et28A, 177 nucleotides long. RefSeq lists its product as uncharacterized. The record is from RefSeq and is a predicted model, not a curated record. The annotation marks the transcript as partial. The transcript has a single exon. NCBI's taxonomy places the organism in Eukaryota, Fungi, Ascomycota, Dothideomycetes, Pleosporales, Pleosporaceae.